This is a messenger RNA of Myxocyprinus asiaticus (Chinese sucker), 1399 nucleotides long. RefSeq names its product transcription factor Sox-17-alpha-like. Gene Ontology annotation, biological process: regulation of DNA-templated transcription; cell differentiation; anatomical structure morphogenesis. The record is from RefSeq and is a predicted model, not a curated record. The coding region runs from base 320 to 1252 and encodes 310 amino acids. The transcript is spliced from 2 exons. NCBI's taxonomy places the organism in Eukaryota, Metazoa, Chordata, Actinopteri, Cypriniformes, Catostomidae. Gene Ontology annotation, molecular function: RNA polymerase II cis-regulatory region sequence-specific DNA binding; DNA-binding transcription factor activity, RNA polymerase II-specific.
AUUCAUUUUUGCGGUAAUCGACAUUAUACCACAAAUGCUGUCGAUUGAGCUGAACUUGUAUUGAACCCGGAAUAUUCCUUUAAAUGGCGUUUUAGACUAUAUUGCAGGCUUAUGUCUCGUUUGGACACCACUGACUUCUUCAGCCAGUCUUUUGUUUAACUAGUAACGUUAUUAAUUUUGUCCUAUGCAGUCUGCACGUUAUCUCUGAGGUGAAACUUCUUGCGCUUCACACCUUUAAUCCACUCCUCUGCGCACCCAUUGGUCCGCGAUCCUUUUAAAGCCCCACUUGAUCUUUGAGGUGGACCAGGACGAAUUCAACAUGUUUCUCGACCAGAUGCUCUCCGAAAUCGAAAUGGGCCCCACAGCAAUGAUGCUCGAGAGCCAACAGGGCCAUUACGCGCCACCUCAGCGGAAUGAGCCGCGCAGGACGGUUCAUUGCCCCGCGUCGGGUCCAUCAAGCCCGGUGUCGGUAGGCUCUGAAUCCAGCUGCUCAAGUCCGGAAGCGAAAUCGGCCGCGGAAACUCGGGUGAGACGCCCUCUAAACGCGUUCAUCAUUUGGACCAAGGAGGAGCGCAGACGCCUUGCGCAGCUGAACCCUGACCUGGAGAACACUGACCUCAGUAAAAUCCUCGGUAAGACAUGGAAGUCCAUGUCUCUGGCAGAGAAGCGUCCCUACAUGCAAGAAGCAGAAAGACUACGAAUCCAGCACACCAUCGACUACCCCAACUACAAAUAUAGGCCCCGUCGGCGAAAGUGCAACAAGCGUAUCAAGACACCUCCAAGCGAGACCACCACCUCUCCAAAUGGCUCCUUUCAUCUCAGCUAUAUGUUCCAAGGUCAAAUCCCACAACAUACGUACAAUCAUCAGCACCCGUACAACCAAAGAAACUCCUAUAAUCUCCCACACAGUGGCUUUGCAUUCCAAAACCACUCUUCAGCAUUCCACAAUGGAGCACCAUCAUCAAAUGGAGAUGUAAUGUUCCCCAGUAAUGCAUCAUUAUAUCUUCAGAAUUCAUCGUCAGUACAUCUACCCCUGGCUGCAUACUCAUUUUCACAGCACGUCGUGCAGCAAAAUGGGGUGGAGCCCCACGAUUGGCGGGGAACAGAGGUGUGCGCAUGUGUGCUUUGUUUGGGUGCACCUUCUCUAGAGUUCUAUCUAGAACAGGUGAGAUCGGACAUGCUGGAUCAGCUUGACCGCAGUGAAUUUGACCAGUACCUCAAUCCAACGCAGCCAGACCACAACAAAGAGUGACCACAAACCUUUAGUUGUCUUUUACUACCUCCAUCCAGAGACUGCACAGACUGAAAACAUUUAAGCUUCUUUAGCUGCUGCCAAUGAAUAAUUCUUACUGUGAGACAGUGGACAGUGAAUGUAUAGAAAGAAAACUGUGUAUUUAUA